Messenger RNA from Debaryomyces fabryi, 972 nucleotides. RefSeq names its product lactoylglutathione lyase (gene GLO1). Lineage: Eukaryota; Fungi; Ascomycota; Pichiomycetes; Serinales; Debaryomycetaceae. Gene Ontology annotation, molecular function: lactoylglutathione lyase activity; metal ion binding. The record is from RefSeq and is a predicted model, not a curated record. The transcript has a single exon. The coding region runs from base 1 to 972 and encodes 323 amino acids.
AUGCCUUCUUUUAACAAAUCAUUUGUGAUGAAUCACACAUGUCUUCGUAUCAAAGACCCAAAGGUUUCAAUUCCAUUUUAUACCGAUAUUCUUGGAAUGAAAUUAAUUGCCACCUUACCCUUCCCUGAUAGUAAAUUCACAUUGUACAUGUUAGCAUAUGACAAUGGAGACAAUGACAACGAUUUAAGCUGGUCUGCGAGGGAAGGUGUACUCGAAUUGUGUCAUAAUCAUGGUGUUGAAAACGAUGAAUCCUAUAAGUUGAAUAAUGGAAACGGAGACGAGUUUAGAGGAUUUGGACAUAUUUGUGUUUCGGUUGAUAAUAUUGAAGCUGCUGAAGCUCAGUUAUUAAGCAAUGGAGUUAAAUUCCAGAAAAAGUUAAGUGAUGGUAGACAAAAGACCAUUGCUUUCGCCUUAGAUCCAAACGGAUACUGGAUCGAAUUAAUAGAGAACGGACAAGGCAAAGUCUCGAAUAAGACUGAUUCUACUAAUUACAAGCUUAACCACACUAUGAUAAGAGUCAAGGACCCAAAGAAAUCCUUAGAUUUCUACCGUAACGUUUUAGGUAUGAAAUUGUUCUCAACCAGUGUUCAUGAAGGUGCAAAAUUUACCCUUUACUUUUUAGGCUAUGAACAUGAUCCAUCUUUCAAGGAAGACACUCUUUCUAGAGAAGAACAAUCCAAGAAACAAGGAGUGAUUGAAUUGACCCAUAAUUGGGGUACUGAAUCGGACAACGAGUUUAAAGGUUAUCACAAUGGUAAUUCAACUGAAAAUGGUGCUAUACAAGGUUAUGGACACACCUGUGUUUCCUGUAAUGAUCCUUCCAAAUUCUGUGAGGAGAUCAAUGCUGAAUUUGGCGAAGCAAAUAUUGAUUGGGCUGUUCAAUGGGGUAAAGGUGGAAUAAAGCAACUUGCUUUUAUUAGAGAUCCGGAUGGAUACUCCAUUGAAAUUAUAAAUUCCGUGUUCAAGCAAUAA